UAACAAUGCAUUUAUUGUACUUGUCAACAGGGUACCUUCAAAUUAAACAGACAAAACAUAACAUUAAAUAUGCGGCUUCGAACAUUGUAGACUCAAUAAGUGUCACGUGACUGAUAACAGCCGGACUUUAGAGCUGAAAGCGGAAGUACUUCACAAGAGAAACAGUCCAAAUGUUGAAGCGACGACAGUAAACGCUUUGCUGUAUUUGAACAAAACGUUAGAGGGACAGACAUCAGUCCCCAAACGUCUCGCCCCUUUCUCUUCACAAGCCAGAUAUUUGUGGCGUUUCUUGCGUGAGUGAACGUCUCCCUCUCCCGAGAUGACGUCAUUGCUCCACACUCUCCGGCACCACGCAGACGAGGUCAGCUGCUGCUCCUUCUCGCCGUCGCUCCUGGCGACCUGCUCCGGGGACAAAACCCUCCGCGUUUACAACACGGCCGACUUCUCGGAGCUCCCCUUUUCCCCGCUGUCGGGCCACGGUUACGGCGUCCACUGCUGCUGCUUCAGCUCCUGCGGCCGCCACCUGCUCAGCUGCUCCACGGACGGCUCCGCCAUCGUGUGGCACGCGGGGACGGGCGAGGUGGCCGCGGUGCUGGUGCACCCGGCCCGCAGUCCGCUCCGCGCAUGCGCGGUAGCGCCGGACUCGUCCCUGGUGCUGGCAGGGGCCUGCGAUGGCACCGCGGCCCUCUGGGACUUCCCCUCCAAGGCCUUACGCAGGUGCAGCGCAGUGAGUGAGUCCAGCGUUGCGGCGUGCUGCUUCUCUCCCUGUGGCCAGAUGUUUGUGACCGGCUGCACCCGCGGAGACCUCAAACUGUGGGACACGGACGUCUCCCUCCUGCACGUUGAGAAGGACGCCCACGACCUGGGAGUCGCCUGCUGCAGCUUCGCACCGCAGUUCAAAGUCGCAGAUGGACACCGUGUGGAGUUCCGACUGGCCUCCUGUGGACAGGACAGCCGGCUGACGAUACGCGUUGUCUCCCGGCGUGACGGCGCAGACUGGGGGAUGAAGUUGCUGCACACUUUUACCAGCCAGGUGUCUCCCGUUCUGUCCUGUGCCUUCUCUUGUGAUGGAGAGCUGCUGGUUUCGGGUUCGGUGGAUAAAAGUGUUGCAAUAUAUGAUGCGAACCGGGGAUCCCUGCUGCACACUCUGAAGCAGCAUGACGGGUACGUGACCACUGUGGCUCUGUCUCCCACCGCGCCGCGGAUCGCAACGGGGUCCAUGGACCGAACCGUAAACGUGUGGGGAAUAGGAGAAGAAGUCGGCGGAACAGCAGCUGAAUCAAAGCAGACCGUGUGCCAAGGGAGGAAGUUGCCGGGUCACCGCAGCCUGCUGGUGGCUGAUUGGUCCGAGGAGGAUGUGCACACUUGGCUGUGUGAGGAAGGACUGCAGGAGCUCGCCGGCAUCUUUGAAGCCAACAACAUCGACGGAGCAGAACUCGACCAGCUGAACGGGGAAACAGCAGCGGAGCUGAGAAUCGAGUCCGUGGGCCUCCGCGGUCGUCUUCUGAGGAAAAUCCGGGCCUUGCGGGCCGAGCAGAGUGGUCCCGAUGGCCCCGACGAGUUUCUGUGUCCAAUCACCAGAGAGCUGAUGAAGGAUCCCGUCAUUGCUGCAGACGGGUACUCCUAUGAGCGAGAAUCCAUCCAGAGCUGGAUUAAAGGCAAAAACCAAACCAGCCCCAUGACGAACCUGGUGCUGCAGACCACGCUCCUGACCCCCAACAGGUCUCUGAAGAUGGCAAUAACACGGUGGACCUCGAGCAAGUAGAAAGAAGCUCACAGGAACUAUGCAAUUAAUCUGGAGCUGCUCAUCAUCGGCACGACACAGAAUCCAAAAUGUCAGAUAAGUAAAAAGAUAUUUACUCAGUAAAGAAUCCUAGUAAGGGAAACAUUAUAUUUGAUGAUACGAUCACGGAAAGCAAUACUAAUAAUCUAUAUGAAUAGAUUGAGUAGCUUGCUUCUAAUUUUAAGCAUCUUCCAUUGUCCUGUAAUAAAUGGUCACUGUUCGUUUUCUUCAAAAUGAAAA
Messenger RNA from Gasterosteus aculeatus aculeatus (three-spined stickleback), 2023 nucleotides. RefSeq names its product WD repeat, SAM and U-box domain-containing protein 1. Gene Ontology annotation, molecular function: protein binding; ubiquitin-protein transferase activity. The record is from RefSeq and is a predicted model, not a curated record. Lineage: Eukaryota; Metazoa; Chordata; Actinopteri; Perciformes; Gasterosteidae. Gene Ontology annotation, biological process: protein ubiquitination.